AUGAAAUUUAUAAGAAUCAAAUUUCAAAGCAAUAAUGGUUCAUUUAAAUCAAUCAUUUUUUAUUUCUCCAGCUAUCCAUCAGAUUUAAGUAUAGAUCCAAUUAUUGGUAGAAUACUUGAUUUAUCAAAUAAUAAUAAUAAUCAAAAUAAUAAUAAUAAUAUCAUUGAAUUUGAAGAAUCAUUAAUUAAUUCAGUAUAUCAAAGUUUAUUUCAAUUUGUACAAAAACCAAGUAUUAGUUGCGUUAAUUGUGGUGCUUAUGAAACACAAUAUCCAAGAUUAAAGAUUUCAUCAAUUUUUAAUACAAUCAAAUCUUCAUUUCAAUCAACAGAUAAUAAGCAUUAUUGUGGUUAUUUAAAAUGUAAUUCAAGUUUUGAUGAUGUUGACAGGUUAUCACUCCACAUGGUGAAAGAACAUCCAUGUGAUGAAACACCACCUGGUUCAAAAUUCUUUAUUAUUAGAGGUGGAUCAAACAAUUGA
Dictyostelium discoideum AX4 is the source of this 477-nucleotide messenger RNA. RefSeq lists its product as hypothetical. The coding region runs from base 1 to 477 and encodes 158 amino acids. The transcript has 3 exons. NCBI's taxonomy places the organism in Eukaryota, Evosea, Eumycetozoa, Dictyosteliales, Dictyosteliaceae. The record is from RefSeq and is a predicted model, not a curated record.